UGCAGACUGCGCGUUCAUAUAUAGCUGUCCACCAUUCGCGCGUAAAUUCCGCCCUGUUGAUAACAGUGACUGUCGAGCGCAGUCCUGGAGAGUUCGACACUUAUGCUCGGUCACAUAUAACCGUUAAAAAGUUAUUGUAGUCAAAGGAUUGGAUAAAAAUUAAUUUGUGGAAAGUACUUGAUCGAGAUAGUCUUGGCUUCCAAGACACUGACCGAUAUUCUUCACAAUGGCCACGCCAGGGCUUGACCACUGGGCAGAUAUAACAGUCGUCGUUUUAUAUUUCAUCUGCGUUCUCAUCGUUGGAAUGUGGACGGUGUUUCGCCGGAGCCGGAACAAUGUCAACAAUUACUUCCUGGCAGGACGAAACAUCUCCUGGUGGCCGGUGGGUGCGUCGUUGUUCUCCAGUAACAUCGGGAGUGAACACUUUGUUGGACUAGCCGGUACUGGGGCGGCUGCUGGAAUAGCCAUGAUCUCCUACGAAUGGUUUAGUAUGCCGCUGGUCUUGCUCCUUGGCUGGUUCUUCCUUCCGGUCUACAUUUCUGCUGGGGUAUACACCCUCCCUGAGUACAUGGAAAAGCGGUUCGGUGGUUACCGGAUCCGGAUUUAUCUCAGUGUGUUGGCUCUAAUACUUUACAUCGUCACGAAGCUGGCCGUGAGUAUAUUUGCCGGAGCGUUAUUCAUACAGUUGGCUCUAGGCUGGGACAUGUACGUCAGCAUUAUGGCUUUACUGGGAGUGACAGCUAUAUAUACCAUUCUCGGUGGGCUGGCCGCAGUCAUCUACACGGAUACCUUCCAGACCGGCGUCAUGACUAUUGGGGCCUUGGCCCUGGUGGGCAUAAGUUUUAACGAGAUCGGCGGGUAUAACAACCUACAGCGGAAGUAUAUGGAGGCGGUGCCGUCAGUGCGCAACCUCAACAGCUCUUGCGGGCUACCACGUGAUGACGCUUUCCACAUCUUCCGAGACCCCGUAACGGGAGAUAAUCCAUGGCCCGGACUGUUGUUGCAAAGCUCCUUAGGGUGUCUGUGGUAUUGGUGCUGUGACCAGGUUAUAGUACAGCGCACUCUAGCGGCGAGGAACCUGUCUCAUGCCAAAGGGGGAUCAAUCUUAGCCGGGUACCUCAAACUACUGCCCAUCUUCCUCAUGAUAUUCCCGGGAAUGAUCAGUCGUGCUUUGUACCCAGAUGAAGUUGCGUGCGUAGACCCACAGGUGUGUAUGGAUGUGUGUGAUAAUCCAGUCGGAUGCUCCAACAUAGCCUACCCGAAAUUGGUGCUAGAGUUACUCCCCUUUGGUGUACGCGGUCUAUUGAUGGCCGUCAUGUUGUCCGCCAUUAUGAGCUCCCUGACCUCCAUCUUUAAUAGUUCAAGUACGAUAUUUACCAUGGAUCUAUGGCGCAGGGCCCGACCGAGGGCUACCGAACGGGAACUUCUCAUCGUGGGCAGGAUAUUCAUCGUAAUCCUGUGUGGGAUCAGUAUAGCCUGGAUACCAUUGGUUCGAUCAUCUCAAGGUGGACAACUGUUUAACUAUAUACAGGCCAUACAAGGUUAUCUCGGCACACCAAUCGGGGCACUCUUCGUUCUUGGCGUUUUCUGGAAACGAAUGAAUGAACAAGGAGCCUUCUGGGGUAUUCUUAUUGGCCAUAUAUGCGGAGUGGUCCGGAUGGGUUUAGACUUUGCCUAUCCAGCGCCCGAUUGCGGAGAUCCGGAAACCCGUCCUCCGAUAUUACUUAGAGUUCAUUACACAUACUUCGGUACCAUUAUGAUUGUCGUGACCUCUGCUGCCAUCGUCAUAAUUAGUCUGUGUACACGUCAACAGGACGAGGAGCAGCUUGAGGGGGUCACAUGGUGGACGAGACUCAAGCCGGAAGACAAGGGAGAUGACUCUACUGACAGUCAUAUCGACCAGGAGAAGGAUACCUCCCCGGCUACUAAUGGUGUACAGAUUUCUGAACCGGAAGAUGCAGAUGAAAGUACUGUCGGAUGUGCUAAGCGUGCGUGUAACUAUGUGUGUGGAAUGCCUGACAGUGAUUCUGGCGCGGCUGCUCCAAGCGCCGAUUUGACCCAGAUUAGAGGAUUUCUGAAGGAGAACAAGAGAUGGACUAGAGUAUUAAAUAUCAAUGCAGCCAUUGGACUCAUAGUGACAGCUUUUUUGUAUGGGUUUUACCGAUGACGUGAUGAAUUUGUCCUGAAUUUCGAUCAGUUUGUUUUAUAAUGUUAACGCGCUUUAGACGUUCGUGUCAGUGUCAAUAUGGGCAUAAAUGUUGAUACGCAAAUGGAAUAUUUUGCAGAACAGUUCACUGACAUCAAAAAGUCGUGAAUGCAGAUACGUCGAUUCUUGUCAAACUUUCAAACAAGUUGAUACAGUGCAUCAUUGUCUUUACAUAGGUUUCACUGUCUACAAACAAAAUUCAACAUAUAUGGUAUUCUGAUGUACAAAACUGAUAAAUAAAAAUAGCUUUUGCGCUUUUGUUUAAAA
Molecule: messenger RNA, 2473 nt
Organism: Pecten maximus
Lineage: Eukaryota; Metazoa; Mollusca; Bivalvia; Pectinida; Pectinidae
Product: sodium/glucose cotransporter 4-like
Exons: 15
Coding region: 227-2167 (646 amino acids)
Biological process (GO): transmembrane transport; sodium ion transport
Cellular component (GO): plasma membrane
Molecular function (GO): D-glucose:sodium symporter activity
Source: RefSeq, a predicted model, not a curated record